Molecule: messenger RNA, 747 nt
Organism: Trichobilharzia regenti
Lineage: Eukaryota; Metazoa; Platyhelminthes; Trematoda; Strigeidida; Schistosomatidae
Source: the annotation of a GenBank genome assembly
AUGACACGAAUUAUUUUGACCACCGUGGUUGCAAAAAUCGAAGAUACAAGAAAGAAAUGCUUGUUGCGCAAUAAUAAAGAUAAUGACCACAAACAGCAAGCUAUGUGUAAUAUACAUGAAACCCAGUAUCAGGAUCGAUCAUCGUAUCGGAAAGAAGUUAAGAGAUUCACUGUGAUGGCAGAUAUAAGCAGUAUGGAAUCUGCUACCAAAUUCCAAAAGCCUUCACCUUAUAAUGGGGAAACUAGGACAGAUGCGGUCACUCCUUUUCUUCAUCGUUUCCCCUAUUGUAUUGUUUGGACUCCAAUUCCACUGUUGACAUGGUUGUUCCCUGUUGUUGGACACAUGGGGAUUGCUAAUUCAUAUGGGAUUAUAUAUGACUUCGCAGCUCCAUAUACAAUUGGAGAAGACCAAAUGGCAUUUGGUUGGCCGACAAUGUAUUAUCAACCGCAUCCUAAAGACAUCCCAAGUCGGGAAAUAUGGGAUAAGGCAUUGUUUGAGGCAAAUGAAGUCUAUAAAGGACGAGUUCAUAAUCUUAUCUGUGAUAAUUGUCAUAGUCAUGUGGCAUAUGCUUUAAACAAGAUGCGAUUUCAAGAUAAAGACAAUUGGAAUAUGAUCCGUGUUGCUGUCUUAUUGUUCUUUCAUGGGAGAUACGUUAGUAAACGUCAUUUUUUCGCCUCUUGGCUUCCAUUCAUCAUUCUGAUAUGUACAAUUUUGAUGGUAAUAUCACUAAUUUUGCAUAUCAGAUGA